Molecule: messenger RNA, 618 nt
Organism: Durusdinium trenchii
Lineage: Eukaryota; Dinophyceae; Suessiales; Symbiodiniaceae
Source: the annotation of a GenBank genome assembly
AUGUAUGCCCGAGCAAAUCUUGAGGCACGCCGCAUCUCCUUCUAUCUUUACAAUCCGAGCGAAAAGGGCGUGAAUCUCUUCAAUGCAGAGAAGCCUGCAUUUGCGAUGACAUGGAAUUCAGAAAGAACGGAGUGGCGGCUCGUACAGGAACGAUGCGAGAAUUGCCAGUUCUCUCCAAAGCACCUGACCUGCUCCUGCUACGGGAAGCAGCAGGUUGCUUGGAUUCGACAUCAUCGGAAGCCUGUCGGCGAUGGCAUCUUCAAUUGCAUGGAAAUUCAUGUGCCCGGCCUGUAUGCGGAUGGCAGUCGAGUAGUUUGGUGCCCACUACUUGGCAGAGGAGAUCUUUCGAUCCCAAUCGAUGACAGUUAUGAGGCCCAGAAGCUGAUGACCAAGCAGCCAAGUUGGAACGAGGAGGUUGAAAGCCUGGUGUUGGAUUUCAAGGGCCGGCACAUUUUGUCCUCCGCCAAAAACUUUCAGCUUGCUUUGUCCCAGAAACCAGAUCACGUCCUCUGCCAGUAUGGCAAGAUUGGCCCUCAAACCUUCAGUCUCGACUUCAAGUACCCAUUGAGCGUGAUUCAAGCCUUUGGCACAUCAUUGACAACACUCUUUUGGACAUGA